This is a messenger RNA of Salvelinus sp. IW2-2015, 4059 nucleotides long. It is a transcript of the gene nr5a2, whose product is annotated as nuclear receptor subfamily 5, group A, member 2. Gene Ontology annotation, cellular component: RNA polymerase II transcription regulator complex. The record is from RefSeq and is a predicted model, not a curated record. Gene Ontology annotation, biological process: regulation of transcription by RNA polymerase II; hormone-mediated signaling pathway; tissue development. Lineage: Eukaryota; Metazoa; Chordata; Actinopteri; Salmoniformes; Salmonidae. Gene Ontology annotation, molecular function: nuclear receptor activity; RNA polymerase II cis-regulatory region sequence-specific DNA binding; zinc ion binding.
GGCGAGUUCACUUGACUUCAGAGCAAGUGGACACUAACUUAAAAAAAAUAUUUUUAACCCCUAAAGUCUCAGCCCUCUUCAUUGCUCUGAUUGUCCCAAUUUAUUCUCACAGAAUGAACGAGGUUAAGAGUCUCGAUCGCUGUUGUUAGGAGUUAGAUCAAUCCAGAAAAGUGUUUUCUCUCUGGAGCUGUGGAUUGAGACGCUGGCAUGUCUUCUUCCAGCCCUGAGAGUGAGAGCGACCAGUGCAACUCUACAGAGGACCUGACUGGUGCAGGUGGUCCACCGGACGGAGCUGAGUCUCCCGCUCAGCCCAGCGGAGCUGUCAUGCUGCCCAAAGCCGACACGGAAUCUUUGGGACUCGUUCGAUCGCAUGGAGAACAGGGGCACAUGCAAAGGAAUAUGCAAGCCCCCCACUAUAAAAUGAUGGACUACUCGUAUGACGAAGACUUGGAUGAGAUGUGUCCGGUUUGUGGUGAUAAGGUGUCUGGAUACCACUAUGGGCUGCUCACCUGCGAAAGCUGCAAGGGCUUCUUCAAGCGCACGGUUCAGAACAACAAGCGGUACACAUGUAUAGAGAACCAGAGCUGCGCCAUCGACAAGACACAAAGAAAACGCUGCCCUUACUGCCGCUUCCAGAAGUGCCUUACCGUCGGCAUGAAGCUGGAAGCUGUCAGGGCGGACCGCAUGCGUGGGGGCCGCAACAAGUUUGGCCCCAUGUACAAGCGCGACCGGGCGCUCAAGCAGCAGAAAAAGGCACUGAUCCGUGCCAACGGCCUGAAGAUCGAGGCCAUGACCCAGGUGAUGCAGGCGGUGCCCACCGACCUCACCAUCUCCUCGGCUAUCCAGAACAUCCACCAGGCAGCUUCCAAGGGCCUGCCGCUCAGCCACCACGGUCACCCGCACCACGCCGCCCUGCCCCACACAGACUACGACCGCAGCCCCUUCGUCACGUCGCCCAUCAGCAUGGCCAUGCCCCCCCACGCCGGUUCCCUCCAGGGCUACCAGGCGGCCUACGGCCACUUCCAGAGCACCCGCACCAUCAAGUCCGAGUACCCGGACCCGUACACCAGCUCGCCCGAGUCCAUCAUGGGCUACAACCCGUAUAUGGACGCGUACCAGACGGGCUCGCCGCCCAGCUUCCCGCACCUCAUCGUGGAGCUGCUGAAGUGCGAACCUGACGAGCCCCAGGUCCAGACCAAGAUCCUGACCUACCUGCAGCAGGAGCAGGCCAGCCGGGGGAAGCACGAGAAACUCAACACGUUCGGCCUAAUGUGCAAGAUGGCCGACCAGACGCUGUUCUCCAUCGUGGAGUGGGCCCGGAGCAGCAUCUUCUUCCGCGAGCUCAAGGUGGACGACCAAAUGAAGCUCCUCCAGAACUGUUGGAGCGAGCUCCUCAUCCUCGACCACAUCUUCCGCCAGGUGAUGCACGCCAAGGAAGGCUCCAUCCUAUUGGUCACCGGCCAGCAGGUGGAUUACGUUGUAAUCGCCUCCCAAGCUGGAGCCACUCUCAACAACCUGAUGAGCCACGCCCAGGAGCUGGUGGGCAAGCUGCGCUCUCUGCAGCUGGACCAGAGGGAGUUUGUCUGCCUCAAGUUCCUGGUGCUGUUCAGCUUGGACGUGAAGAACCUGGAGAACUUCCACCUGGUGGAGAGCGUCCAGGAGCAGGUGAACGCGGCCCUGCUGGACUACGUCAUGUGCAACUACCCGCAGCAGACAGACAAGUUUGGCCAGCUGCUCCUGCGGCUGCCUGAGAUCCGAGCCAUCAGCCUCCAGGCCGAGGAGUACCUCUACUACAAGCACCUGAACGGAGACGUGCCCUGCAACAACCUGCUCAUCGAGAUGCUACACGCCAAGAGAGCCUGAUGAGACUGCAGGCGGGACGCUGGACCCUGAACUAGUUUUUGCGGUUUUGUUUGUUGAGACUCCAGCCCUUACCCGACUCAGAACAAACUCUGCCCAUGUUAGAGCUAGACUUUGUGAUUCUGGGGCGGGAGGCAUCAGUCCUUUUCCUUCAUCGUAAUGAUCAACCAUCCUUGGCACACAAACAGGAAAGAACACAUGCAGAAACUGACACCCACACUUACAAAUGCUGUGUACACACACACACACACACACACACACACACAGACACACACACACACACACAAACAAACAAACACAUAUGCAAAAGCACACACGUUCAAAUUCAUACAACAUGCAUAUUACAUAUACACACACACACAUCCCUUUACUUUAAGACAGGUGUGUCUGGGGCCCUGGGUAAAGCUGUGAGAGACGGAGAGAAACGGCGAAAACAUUUGAAAACUGUACAUUGGACUCUGUACAUGGGAGAUCAUUUUUUCCCCUGCUUUUAAUAAAAACACAAACCAUCAAGGUGAUACAAGGACUAGCAGACUGUAACUAAAGUAACAAACAAGCAAACCAUGAGUAUUCUGCACCUCCCAUACUGUUGAAGGGUUUUGAGCAAUGAAGAGUGAUAUCUGUGAUGAAGGUUUCAGAAGACAGCAGUGACUUUGGCCAAAGGCGUGUGGGUGGUUCGCUCUCUUUAGACUGGCCUAUGCUUUUCAGUGUUGGUAUUGUAUUAGCUGACUGCAUUGGGCUGACCAGAGCAGACUGUCAGCUGGACGAGAGUCUCUUUAGCCAGCGGCUUCAAAGAAGCUGCAUGGCUAACAGGCCAGACAGACAGACAGCAACGAAGAACUGGUGAAAACGUCAGAACCGGACCAGAGACUCGUGUGCAGCCCCAGUCACCAAAAAACAGAUGAACAAAAUUAAUUAAAACAUGACAGGACAAAAGAAGAGAACAAAAAAAACUAUUUUUGAAAACAUUUGUUUUUUCCUCCUCUUGGUCAUUCUGAGGCUCCUCUUUGUAAACCACCCUGUAACCACCCCCCAAAAAGGAUCUCAUAUCAACAGUGUUUACCAUUUACCUCAGUAAAAUGUGUUUUACACACCAUAGAUAAGUUAUUUGAAUGUUCUACAUGGAGUGUGCUCCCCCUCCCCCCAAAAAAUAUGUAUCCCUUUCGUUAGAACUGGAAAGAAAGCAUGAUUCUAGAUUUGAGAAACGCUGCCUUUUGUCCGAACAGACCAAAGCCUGCUGCAGAACAACAUCAAACAAAAAAAGUAACAAAACCUUAAGUAUCAGUAUUAUACAUUUGUGAUGUCACAGUUAUGUGAGUCUUGCCUUAUUUCAUUACGAUGCUAGCUAACCGUGCAGAUGUGAAUGAAAAUAUGUACAAAUAUAUAUAUAAAGUAUUAAUGUAAAAAAAUAAAAAUAAGAAUAAUUCAAGUGGUGUUUACAUUCAAGCGGUCCUGUGGGAGAUAACUGUGACAAGGCAAAUUGCAAAGCAAUGAUUUCCUAAAAAAACUAAAAACACAAAAUUGAUUCCUCUGGUUUGCUUUCUUUGGUGUGUACAGUGUUUAACUUUUUUCUUUGUUUCUUUGUCCAGUCCUUAAUUAUGUCGUGAGACACUAAAAUCAAAAAGGAAUCUCACUUAAAGACAUUAAAUUUCUAACAGUUUUUCUGUUGGCAUUCAAAAAAUGUGCAUAUUGUGUUAGAGUUCAGUUUCAGACACUUGUUUUAUUUAGAAUUGUUUUUGUUUGUCAAUGUUCUAGCUUUCAAUGUAUGUCACUGGUUAYGCUUAACAAUGAAAAUAAUUUAUUGCGUCUUGGGGCUCUAUUCAAUCCGUAGGGCUGAAGAUCCGCUUCAUAGCGCAAAUUAAAUGAAAGGCAACGUUCCAGCGCUCGCGGAGACUGCAUUCACGGUAAAUGCUGCCUGUGUCGGCUCAAUCUGAAAUGACCUCUCAAUUUUAACGCAGAACUUCCGCGAUAUUUCGGCGAUACAGAUUGAAUCCAGCCCUGGGUUUUGUUCUUGUGUGUUAUAAGCGCAAGGUGACAAAGCCAAAUAUAUGUGUUUACUGUUGCAUGUUUUUUUUUAAAUGUAUUGAUGCAGUUCAGGAACAAAACAAUUAUCUUACAAAUUAUCGUCAUUUUUUAAAAAUUACAUGUCUAUGGGAUACUGAGCUGUAAAUUGGAAAAAAAUAUAAGUAUUGUAUUUAA